CUCAAAACGAACAAAACAGUGUUCCGGAUGCAUGUGACUAGAGAGAGUGUACUGUACGGAGACCAAAAUGGUGUUCAUUUAGAAGGCCCCCUUGAUGAGUGUAAUUUUACUCGGUUAUGCAAUUGCAAAAUCAGAUUAAACUAAUCACACACGCACACACACAGGAGACUGUGGAGAGAGAGAGAGAGAGGGAGCAGCAUCAAGAGUCCAAAAAAAUUCAGUUAUUCCGACUCUUGCUUUGUGUAAGAGCCAAAAAUCGUGUCCUUUGCAACUCUCCAAAGGUCAAAGGAUCAAAAAACGUCUCUUAGAUUAACCCCUAUUAGUAUCUCUCUCAGAGCUGUAGUUCUUUUGAUCAGAUCAUGGGUCACUCGGCUGUCUCUCAGGUCUCUCUUACUGUCCCUCUCAACAGCGAUUUGUCUCUCAGAAGAUCUGUUCUUAAGGUGCAUAACAUAAGUUAUGGUGAUAAGUUAGGUGUGUCUUUCUCGUCAUUGGACUUGAAAACCAAGAAUGGGAAGUCGAGAAGCCAGUCUGUAGUUUGCAUGUCAGUGCAACAUGCCAGCACACCUAAGGUUUCCGUUUCACCUUUGGCACUUGAAGAUGUAAACGACCCUCCACUAAACUUACACAAGCCGAAGGAGCCGUAUACGGCUACUAUAGUCUCUGUCGAGAGGCUUGUAGGCCCAAAAGCUCCAGGAGAGACUUGUCACAUUGUGAUUGAUCACGGUGGCAAUGUUCCCUACUGGGAAGGACAGAGUUAUGGGGUGAUUCCUCCUGGUGAAAAUCCAAAGAAACCAGGGACUCCUCAAAAUGUUCGUCUUUACUCGAUUGCAUCCACCAGGUAUGGAGAUUUUUUUGAUGGUAAGACGGCAAGUUUGUGUGUUCGACGUGCUGUCUAUUACGAUCCCGAGACUGGAAAAGAAGACACUACAAAGAAUGGGGUAUGCAGCAAUUUCCUCUGUGACUCAAAGCCUGGGGACAAAAUCAAAGUUACAGGCCCUUCAGGAAAGAUAAUGCUAUUACCAGAAGAAGACCCAAAGGCCACCCACAUAAUGAUAGCAACUGGCACGGGUGUGGCCCCAUUCAGAGGCUACCUUCGUCGAAUGUUCAUGGAAUCCGUCCCCACAUUCAAAUUCUGGGGCCUUGCUUGGCUUUUUCUAGGGGUGGCCAACACCGACAGUCUCCUCUAUGAUGAAGAAUUCUCCAAGUAUCUCAAAGACUACCCAGAUAACUUCCGCUUUGACCGUGCUCUGAGCCGAGAACAAAAGAACAAAACCGGCGGCAAAAUGUACGUCCAGGAUAAGAUUGAAGAGUGCAGUGACGAGAUCUUCAAGAUGUUGGAUGGUGGAGCCCACAUUUACUUCUGUGGGCUUAAGGGGAUGAUGCCUGGGAUUCAAGAUACGCUGAAGCGGGUGGCGGAGGAGAGGGGCGAGAACUGGGAAGCAAAGCUGUCCCAACUUAAAAAGAACAAGCAAUGGCAUGUUGAAGUCUAUUGAUGGUGCAUUUCUUGUUGGGUAAUGGGAUUGUUUGUUGCUUAUCAUAUGAAGAACUUGACGGCAGUUGCUGUGCAUUUGUAUUAUUACGGUUUAGAUGAAAUGCCAAUUAGACCUCCCUGGAUUAUUCUUGAGGCUCUUUCUUCUAUGUUCUAUGUUAGGACCUGUUUGGUUGGUUGAAUUAGACAUGAGAGUGGAUCACAAUUCUUUUAGGAUCCUAUAUUUUCGGCAUUGUAAUGAUUGAGUAAUUGGUGAAUGGAUUACCUGUGCAAUGGACAACCAAUCCUAUUGUUAUGGCAUUACAUAACA
Molecule: messenger RNA, 1799 nt
Organism: Rhododendron vialii
Lineage: Eukaryota; Viridiplantae; Streptophyta; Magnoliopsida; Ericales; Ericaceae
Product: ferredoxin--NADP reductase, root isozyme, chloroplastic
Exons: 5
Coding region: 360-1493 (377 amino acids)
Molecular function (GO): oxidoreductase activity
Source: RefSeq, a predicted model, not a curated record